Molecule: messenger RNA, 178 nt
Organism: Prorocentrum cordatum
Lineage: Eukaryota; Dinophyceae; Prorocentrales; Prorocentraceae
Source: the annotation of a GenBank genome assembly
CGCUGGGAUCAGCGCGUGCGAGAAAGGCGGGCAGUGGCAGCGGGCGUUGGCGCUGCUGAGCGAGAUGCGCGAGGCGACGCUGACGCCCAACAUCUUCAGUUACAACGCUGGGAUCAGCGCGUGCGAGAAGGGCGAGCAGUGGCAGUGGGCGCUGGCGCUGCUGAGAGAGAUGUGGGAG